CUGUAAACAGAGAGACGCCUCAGAGCGCGUCCACUAGACGCAUGUCGCGCGGCGGAACGAGCACACACCUGAGGAAUAGCGGUGAGAUGGCUGAUCAUCUGAUACAGAUCGAUGACGCUUCUGCCGGAGUCAAUCGAUUCGCGCGGAAGGGAGCUCUGCGACAGAAGAACGUGCACGAGGUGAAAAACCACAAAUUUAUCGCGCGCUUCUUUAAGCAGCCCACAUUCUGCAGCCACUGCACGGACUUCAUCUGGGGAUUUGGAAAACAAGGCUUCCAGUGCCAAGUGUGCUGCUUUGUGGUCCACAAAAGGUGCCAUGAGUUUGUGUCCUUCUCCUGUCCAGGAGCCGACAAAGGCCCAGACACAGAUGACCCCAGAAGCAAGCACAAGUUUAAGAUCCACAGCUACGGGAGUCCCACCUUCUGUGAUCACUGUGGGUCACUGCUGUACGGUCUCAUACACCAGGGGAUGAAAUGUGACACGUGUGAUAUGAACGUUCAUAAGCAGUGUGUGAUGAAUGUGCCAAGCCUGUGCGGUACAGACCACACUGAACGCAGAGGACGACUCUUUCUUACCAUUGAGGUCAGCGGAGACCGACUCCAUGUCACAGUGGGUGAAGCCAGAAACCUCAUUCCCAUGGACCCCAACGGGCUCUCAGACCCAUACGUGAAACUCAAGCUAAUCCCAGACCCCAAGAAUGAGACCAAACAGAAGACCCGAACCAUCCGCUCCUCACUCAACCCCACCUGGAACGAAUCCUUCAUCUUUAAGUUAAAGGCCUCGGAUAAGGAGCGGCGUCUGUCUGUGGAGGUGUGGGAUUGGGACAGAACCACCCGGAAUGAUUUUAUGGGCUGUAUGUCCUUUGGUGUGUCCGAGCUCAUCAAAGCUCCUGUUUGCGGCUGGUAUAAGAUGUUAAACCAGGAGGAAGGCGAGUAUUAUAAUGUGCCUAUUCCAGAAGAGGAUGACAUUAACAUGGAGAUGAGGCAGAAGUUUGAGGCCUAUCAGUUCAAUAUCCACUUCCUGAAGAAAGCAAGGCUCGGCCCAGGUAAGAAGGUCAUCAGUCCGUCAGAUCACCGGCGCUUCAGUCUGCCCUCUGGAAAUGUGGACAAAGUCCGACUCAAUGAUUUUCAUUUCCUGGCUGUUCUCGGCAAAGGCAGUUUUGGGAAGGUGAUGUUGGCUGAGAUGAAGUCGACUGAGGAGCUUUACGCCAUUAAAAUUCUGAAGAAGGAUGUGGUGAUCCAGGAUGAUGACGUGGAGUGCACAAUGGUGGAGAAGAGAGUGUUGGCCCAGAGAGAGAAGCCUCCAUUCCUCACCCAACUACACUCCUGCUUUCAGACUAUAGAUCGUCUGUACUUUGUAAUGGAAUAUAUUAACGGCGGAGACCUGAUGUACCACAUCCAACAAGUGGGCAAGUUUAAGGAGCCACAAGCAGUGUUUUAUGCAGCAGAGAUUGCUGUGGGACUCUUCUUUCUUCACAGAAAGGGAGUUAUCUACAGAGAUCUGAAGUUGGAUAACGUCAUGCUGGACUCUGAGGGCCACAUUAAGAUCGCAGACUUCGGCAUGUGUAAGGAGAACGUGUAUGACGGCGUGAUGACGCGCACGUUCUGUGGAACGCCAGAUUACAUCGCCCCAGAGAUUAUCGCCUAUCAGCCGUACGGGAAAUCAGUGGACUGGUGGGCGUACGGCGUUCUCCUCUAUGAGAUGCUGGCUGGGCAGCCUCCAUUUGAUGGAGAGGAUGAAGAUGAGCUCUUUCAGUCCAUAAUGGAGCACAACGUGUCCUACCCUAAAUCUCUGUCUAAAGAGGCCGUGUCCAUCUGUAAAGGGCUGAUGACGAAGCACCCAUCUAAACGUCUGGGCUGUGGUUCGGAGGGUGAGAGGGAUAUAAAGGAGCAAGCUUUCUUCCGGAGGAUUGACUGGGAGCGUCUGGCCAACAGAGAGAUUCAACCUCCAUUUAAACCUAAAGUGUGCGGCAAAGCGGCGGAGAACUUCGACAAAUUCUUCACCCGCACACAACCCAUGUUGACUCCUCCGGACCAGCUGGUCAUCGCCAACAUUGAUCAGAGUGAAUUUGCUGGAUUCUCUUUCAUAAACCCAGAGUUCAUCCAUCCAGCGACGCUUCACAGUGUGGUAUGAGACCAUCUGACCGGAUCGAUCCUAUCCACGCUGUUGAGGAACUCCACAAAUCUAGUUAAAUACCCUUUAUCUGAACAUAUCUGAACGGAAGUGAGCUGGAGGGAAGGGUUUUUGAUGGCCCACUGGAAACACGGUAUAUCACAAAAGCACGCGUCCACACAUUAGGGGGGAUACGUUAUGUAGAUGAUGCGAGAUUGGUUUCAAAGCCUCCUUAAACAACAUCAUACAGUAUGAGCACCCAAAGCAAAGACUGGUGCAAAAGGUAGGUAUCACGAAAUGUCUUUACGCAGUAUAUUUAACAAAGCCCACAGAUAUAUGCUGGAUGGUGGAAAAGCGAGCGAGCGAUCUCUUUUUUCAGACCUCAGAUUCUUUGUGUGUAAAGCAUGCUGACAAUAACCCAAAAGGUUUUUCUGUCCUUUCCUAUAUCUCCUCUUUACUGCCAUUUCUAAUGUUCCUGAAUGAUAUAAAUCUCUAUAUAUUUGUAAAUCUAUAAAGAUAUCUUGUUAUAGGAGUGCCAAAAUACAGAUGCAUCAAGAAGUUUUUAUAUCUAGCUCUAUAUACUGUAUGCAUAUAGAUAUUUUUACCGUCCCUUAUCUUGACUGACAAUGAGCCGUUAUUGCUUUCCGGGCUUUAGCGUGAAAGUUUCAGAUCCGGUCCCUGCGUGCUCGACUGCUUCCCACAUUUUUAACAUAAAACUUUUUAAACUUUCUCUUGUGUAUGAAUGGUGGUACUGAGCGAUUCCUCGUCUAUAAUGGACAGACCCACACAGAAUCUGAGCCCAAUACAGUAAACACAAACCUCUAUGGCAGUGGUUCUCAAACGGUUUAGAUCUUAUAAAAUACAUCAAUUACAUAUUACAAUACAGCACUACAUUGAAUAAGUACAUGUACUUUGUUUUAUUCAAGUUUUGGAACAUUUUAUGUUAUACAUUUUCGGUGGGGGGUCCACGUACGGAUGCACUGUACAUGGGUAGGGGGGGUUUGGGUUUGCGCAUGCCAAAAUGUUUGAGAACAACUGCUCUAUGGGACAAACCUCCACACAGACAGCACUUAUGUGUCUUCAUUUAUUAAAUAUUUUCUCUACUCUACCAAAAUGUGUAACACUCUUUGUUUUAACUUGACAACUUAUAUUUUGUUUAAAGACAGUGAAGAUGAAAUGUGUGCCGUGUAAGCACAUCUUCUCAAACAAGUAGUGUUAUCAUUUUUAUGCAAAAUUGUUUAUCUACCCUUUCAGUUACAUUACAAUUCCUAUUAGUCCUACUAAAUAAAGAGAAUCACUAUGAGGAGAAUGGAAAGUAUAAAUGUACCAAAAAUCAGCUAUCACUUGAAAUAGUUUUAUGCGUUAUUGAAAAUGAAAGUCAGAGUAAAACUAUAAUUUAUUUUAACAUCCUAAACAGGCUUAAUUUUUUAUUUAAACAGUUUUUUUUAAGAAAUGUGACAGGACGAAGAGGUUUAUAUGAAGAUGAUUUAGUGAGAUGAAGGAUCAGAUAUGUAAUGUCUGGUAGUAUGCAGCCAAGUGUUUAUGUGUUGAAUCCUCUCUCUGUUAAACUGUGGUUCUUAUCAGAUGAUAAGAAGAUGUCCUGUAGUAAAUCUGAUCAGAUCUUACAUUUACAGUAACCUUCACAUAUAUAGAGCUAUGUUUAUUGUCAUACUCAAGGUACAGACUAUAAACCGAGUUUUUUGUAAAUACAGAGAAUGCGUACAUUAUUCUGCGAAUUUUAUAUUAAGAAAUGAAUGUGCUUUUAAUAACAUAGAUGGUUUUUAUGCUAGAUGAUUGAAGAAGACUAGUUUGGCUAAUUUGAGAUAGCUUUGAUAUCAGCAGACCUUUGUUAUAUGUAUUUCUUGUAUUUGUAUUCUGCUAUGUUUUUAUGCUAAAGUGCAGGAGGAGUAUGUAGACUGACCGGGUUAUGUGGACAGUAUCAGAACUCCUGCAGUACGUGUGUGCGUGUGCGUGCAUGUGUGUCUGCAAGUGUGUGCUGCUGCUGUGUGUGCAUGUGGCAUGUCGGCCAAUCAGUGCAUGCAUAGCAAUGUGGCAUGAGUCCAGGAAUCCAGGAUCCUCUAGCAUGGAAUGAAUGUGGCACCAAGUUAACUAACUAACUCUUCCAUCUUAACUAUCUUCCUUUGUGAUGUCGCUUUUGUGUCAGUUGUUGGACACCUACUGUAGUAAGUAGACGUCAUGUAUAGACUCCACCUGCUGCUGAGCGUUACACCUGAACAAUGGUAUGAAAUUCAAUAUUAACACUUCAGAUUAGAAAUGAAGUAUAUAUUAUGACCUCUUCUCCGUACCUCAGAAAGUUUGUAUUUACACAGAGAAUUGCUCAGUAUGGGCUCUGUAGUUUUGUGCCAACCCUCAGUGGAAUAUUUAGGUUUACAGGUGCUUCGAUUUGGUCUCUAAAUUUCUAAUAUUGGCAGAUUUCUACACUAUACAUUUUUUUAUGUUUUUUGCAUUGAUAUUAAUAAACCUUAAGUUUGGUGUAUGUGGCAUGGAAAACAAAAGUGCAUGGAAAACAAAAGCAAAUGAAUAUGAAUGAUUUGAAUAGAGCGAAAUAGAGGACAAUACUUAAGAAGUCAUCUUCCAUCCUCAAGCAGGUAAACAAAGUGUCUCACAUUGAGAGUAUUGAGGAAUGUAAUGUUUGAUUGUGAUUUCUGCAUGUAAGGUGGCAUUUCGACAUUCCCUUGGCAUAUGUAGUAUCUUAUUUAAAGCAUUCCACCAUGCCAUUUAAUAAUGUAGAUUCGUCUAGGAAUUAUAAAUCUAUUUAUUAUUAUUAUGUUAUGGAUUCCAGGACAGUGUUUUAGUUCAUAGGUUUAUCCACUCUUUGUUUUUCUUUUCAAAAAUGUUCUCCCUCUGUCCAUUGUGAAAGAUAACAUGUAUAAAUAAAUGUAUGAGACGAA
Messenger RNA from Paramisgurnus dabryanus, 5023 nucleotides. NCBI's taxonomy places the organism in Eukaryota, Metazoa, Chordata, Actinopteri, Cypriniformes, Cobitidae. The record is from RefSeq and is a predicted model, not a curated record.